Lepus europaeus (European hare) is the source of this 669-nucleotide messenger RNA. It is a transcript of the gene C18H17orf99, whose product is annotated as chromosome 18 C17orf99 homolog. NCBI's taxonomy places the organism in Eukaryota, Metazoa, Chordata, Mammalia, Lagomorpha, Leporidae. The record is from RefSeq and is a predicted model, not a curated record. The coding region runs from base 1 to 669 and encodes 222 amino acids. The transcript has 3 exons.
AUGGCCCCAGAGACCUCCAUUGCCUACAAAGUCCUGGAAGUUUACCCCAGAAGGCGCCUGGUCGUCAUCACCUGCCACGCACCGCAGGCGCCCCCGCCCGUCACCUACUCCCUCUGGGGGAGCCAGGACACCCUGGUGACCAAGAAGGUGGUGAGGACCCCCGUGCCGGCCUCCUUCACCAUCAACGUCACACUCAAGUCCAGCCCGGACCUGCUCACCUACUCCUGCCAGGCGGCCUCCAGCUCGGGCGCCCACGCGGCCAGCGCCACAAUACACAUGUACUGGGAGCUGUGGGCCAAGCCAGUGUCGCAGCUGCAGGCCUCCUUCAUCCUGCAGGACCAGGGGUCAGGCCCCGAGGCGCAGGUGUCCUGCCAGGCGUCCUCGGGCAGCCCUCCCAUCUCCUACAGCCUGGUAGGGAGGGACGGGCAGGUCCGCCUGCGGCAGACGCCACUCCCCGGGCGGCCCGCCAACUUCUCCAUCCCGCUCUCCCGGACGCCAGGCUGGCUCCAGUGCCGGGCCGAGAACGAGGUCGGAGCCCAGAGCAGUUCCUUCACGCUGCUGCCGCCAGGGGAGCUGCCCGAGGGACCCGCCUUCGUGCUGGCCAGCAGCCUCACCGUCAUUUCAGCCAUCACCUCCGGGAUGCUGGGCUGGAACAUGCGGACCAGGUAG